UGCUGUACUGUGCAGGAGCAGUAGACGUCCUGCAGGGAUCCCCAGGAUUAUACAGACUGCUGUUUACAUGGCUGACAGACUGGAGUAACUUGGUGAACGGUGCUGCAAACACUCUGUGAUUAUCCAGCAAGUGUCCCAGGGCACUAAUCGCGAUAUAAUGGAGCAAGAAUUUGAAGACAUUGAUUCGUCCGGAAGAUGGCAAAACCUUUUCAAUGAAAUCCGUAACCAAGCUAGUGUAUAUCCAUACAAAGUGGCAAAACUCGCAGAGAAUCGGAGUUUGAACCGCUACAGAGAUGUCAGCCCAUACGAUCACAGUCGAGUAAAACUUGAAAACUCGGAAAAUGACUACAUCAAUGCAAGUUUAGUCAUGAUGGAGGAAGCCCAAAGAGCUUACAUUCUUUCUCAGGGGCCUUUGAGGAAUACCUGUGGUCAUUUCUGGCUGAUGGUUUGGGAGCAAUGUUCCAAAGCUGUUAUAAUGCUCAACAGAGUCAUUGAAAAGGGAUCUGAAAAGUGUGCACAGUACUGGCCUACCAGAGAGGAGCUACAGAUGUCUUUCCCAGAUACAGGGUUUGUUGUCAGGCUGCUCUCAGAGGAGGACCAAUCCUAUUACACAAUCCGAGUGCUAGAACUGCAAAACACAAAGACAGGGGAAUUCAGGGAGAUCUACCACUUUCACUACACCACGUGGCCUGACUUUGGCGUCCCAGAAUCUCCUGCCUCCUUCCUCAACUUCCUCUUAAAGGUUCGGGAGUCUGGCUCGCUGAGCUCAGAGCACGGGCCCUCAGUGGUGCACUGCAGCGCUGGGAUUGGACGCUCAGGGACCUUCGCCUUGGUGGACACCUGCCUGGUCCUGAUGGACAAGAGGAGGAAUCCAUCAUCAGUGGACAUACAGAAGGUGCUACUGGACAUGAGGGAAUACCGUAUGGGCCUGAUCCAGACCCCCGACCAGCUCCGCUUCUCCUACAUGGCUGUCAUUGAGGGAGCCAAGCUUAUCGUGACAGACAACUCAGCUGCACAGCAAAACAAGCUGCAAGUGCUGCCCAGACCUGCCCCCUCCUUGGAGCCAGAUCUGCCCCCUCCGCCUCCACCCAGACCUCACCUCAACGACAGCAGGCCCAAUGGCCAGCCAGCACCCUGUGUGGAGCUGGAAGCCGACUCAGGAGACCACCUGCUGGCGUCAGAGUCAAGCAGCCAAGACCACAACAUGACUGAGCACUCUGGGCUCAUCAGAAAGCGACACCGUGAGGAGAGGAUUGCCUGCACCGCACAGAAGGUCCAGCAGAUCAAACAGAGACUGACCGACUCGGAGAGGAAACGAGAGAAGUGGCUGUACUGGAGGCCCCUCCUGCUCAACAUCGGUGCCGGGGCAGCUUUGGCUGUUGGCCUGCUGGUUUGCUGGAUGUAUUCAGAGUGACACACACUCUGGGUCUCUUAAAACUGACUCUUACUUUGCACCAGUACCUGGGGUUAGGUACUUCUCUAAGCAGAUUUAGAUGAUAAGAUGUGCAUAACUGAGGGUAUUUAUUUCUUUAAGGUCAAAAUGCAGGAGCGCUAGAUCAAAUGAGUGUGUGUAUAUUUUUCAUGUAAGAUCUUAACAAAAAUAGUAACAUCUCAGGUUCAUGGUGCCAGCACGAUGAUUUAAUUUCCUUUCCUCCUCGUCACUGUUGAUGAAUGUACUGUAUCAUAGCAGAUUGCUUCGAAAGAAACUUACUAAAGGUGCAGUACAAAGAAAAAUAAUAUUCUGACAGGUUUAUUUUUGCAUUCUUUAUUUGUAAUGGUCAGAUGUUUGUCGAUCAUCUGUGGACAUGUUUUACAUUUUGCAUUUCAAAAUAGAUAUGUAGGAAGAUUCCACACCGUAGAGUUCACAGUCAGCUAUGUUUUUUUUGUUGAGUUUUUUUCUGUAAUGAAAUUUGCAUUUCAUGCAUGCAUUUAGAGGGUUACCAGAGAACCACUUGUUCUUCCAUUCACAUUUAGCAGGGCAUCCCAGGGUUGGUUAGGUAGGUUGGUAGGUUUCAGACCCUGCUACAAUGUUAACAUUUCAUUUUCUGUUAAAUCAGCACAUUGUUUUCCUUACGUUUUGGUUGUCACAUGGAUCAUAGUGGCUGUCCGGUCCCUAACAGCUUAAUGUGUGUAUUCACCCACUGGAUGGGUUCAUGUGUGUUCAGGUUAUCCUACUUUAGGAAACCAAAGCAAAGCUGUCCAUUCUGGGUUUUUUUUUUUUUUCUUUCUUUUUUUUAAAUACCAGCCAAGCAAGCUGUUAAAUUGUACUCCCUUUAUGUGGAAUGUUUUUUUUUUCUUUUGGAUCUUUGACAUAACUGACACUUGCAGUACAAAAUCAUACUAGUCAUAGCACCUUUGCAUUGCACGUGACUUUUUAAUUUGAACCUAUACUAUCACCAAAUUGGUUUUCAACUCACUGGGACCAAUCUACAGCGAUAAUAGUGCAAUUUGGAAGCUGGAGCAGAGCACCUUGAAUUGAUUUCUAAGUUAGAAGAGAAUGAUAGCCAACAUGUCUGAACCCAUUUGUUUGCUGGUUUGAGAAGUUUUUAAUGUGCCUUGAAGUGAGUUAAAUGGAAAAAUGUGUGCUCCAAGGUUUUCUAGCAUGAUCAGUACAAAAAAAUUCAUGUGAGCUGUUGUUUUCCAGGUAGCAUGAAUAACAUUACACUGACCGGUUUGUAGUAACAGGUGUGAUACGAUAAAUAGUAUCAGAGUUGCGUGCACACCAAAUGUGACAUUUACCGUAGCUUGUACUGACUCCUGAGAUGAAAUGAUGCUUUGAUGAUUGGCUGGUUGCCGCUGUUUGACAAGGCUUUUACUCAGUGUUCAUUUAACCCAGAAAAGAUAUGUUUGACCAUAACAUUCCAUUCGUUCUUGUUUUCCACAUAAGAUUUCAGGGGAGUUUUGUACAUUGCUGAGCUGUAAUAAGAACAUGAUGGAUAGUGUUUUGAAAAAAAAAAGCAAACAUGAUAUACUGAUUAAAAUAAAAUCUCUUUUUU
This is a messenger RNA of Toxotes jaculatrix (banded archerfish), 2996 nucleotides long. It is a transcript of the gene ptpn2a, whose product is annotated as protein tyrosine phosphatase non-receptor type 2a. The record is from RefSeq and is a predicted model, not a curated record. NCBI's taxonomy places the organism in Eukaryota, Metazoa, Chordata, Actinopteri, Toxotidae. Gene Ontology annotation, molecular function: protein tyrosine phosphatase activity. Bases 158 to 1414 code for a protein of 418 amino acids. Gene Ontology annotation, biological process: protein dephosphorylation. The transcript has 9 exons.